Messenger RNA from Aureobasidium namibiae CBS 147.97, 1557 nucleotides. RefSeq names its product cytochrome P450. Lineage: Eukaryota; Fungi; Ascomycota; Dothideomycetes; Dothideales; Saccotheciaceae. The coding region runs from base 1 to 1557 and encodes 518 amino acids. Gene Ontology annotation, molecular function: heme binding; iron ion binding; oxidoreductase activity, acting on paired donors, with incorporation or reduction of molecular oxygen. The transcript has 2 exons. The record is from RefSeq and is a predicted model, not a curated record.
AUGUCUGCGAUCAAUAUACCAGCCUCGGUACUGUGGCCGGCUUUGUAUGUCCUGGUCGGCGUGAUCAUAACUAAGACAUGGUUCGAUUGGACCAAUAAGAAAAAUGAACUACCCACAGGUACAGCACCCGAGUUCCAGCACUGGCUCAAGCAUAAAGAUGAAUACGGACCCAUCAGCUCCGUCACCGUCUUAGGCCAGACCAUGGUCUUGAUCCACGAUAGAAAGCUAGCUCACGAACUCCUCGUCGAACGCGCGAACAUACACUCAGGCAGACCUAAGCUGAAAUUUGGCUUCGAAAUGGUUGGGUGGAACAAUACAAUGGCUGGAAAGCAGUGCAACUCUACCUUCAAACUAUAUCGAAAGUAUACGCAUCAGCAGCUAGGCUCAAAGGCAUCCGUGGAGAGGUACAACAAAGUUCAAGAGACUGCUGUUGGGCGCUUUUUGUGGCGUGUCAAACAAGACAACGGAGCAGCUUUGACCCAAUACCUCAAGACCGAAGCCGGAGAGUUGAUUCUCAAAGUCAUCUACGACUAUACCAUCGAGCCUUUCGAGAAGGAUCCCCUGGUGGAUCUGGUUGAUGAAGCCAUGGAGCAGUUCAGCGAAGCUACGAUCCCAGGUCGCUGGAUGGUAGACGUCUUCCCCUUCCUGCAGCACGUACCCAGCUGGAUCCCCGGAGCCGGCUUCCGAAAGACUGCGGCAGCAUGGAAAAAGACUCUGCUAGACGUAGCAGACAUCCCAUAUGUGUUCGCCAAGCAGCAAGGAAAGCACAAGCAAACCAGCCAAGCAGACUUUGUCACAAAAUCCCUUGAACAAGCACAACAGGAAAAGACCUUGGACAUCACCGACGAGCACGCAAUCAAAUGGGCAGCAGCAUCCAUGUACCUAGGCGGCGCUGACACCUCAGUCUCAACCAUGAACGCCUUCUUCCUUGCUAUGAGUAUGUUUCCCCCUGUCCAGCUCAAAGCUCAAGAAGAACUCGAUCGCGUCAUUGGAAACACCCGCCUCCCCACUCACGCCGACCGCGAAAAUUUACCUUACCUCAAUGCCAUAGUGGAAGAAGCACAACGCUGGCACCCUAUUGCACCCAUGGGUCUCCCUCACGUGACCGACGCCGAGGAUACAAUCUCUGGCUAUCGCAUUCCCAAAGAUUCGCUCUUGUUGCCAGCGAUAUGGUGGUUAACUCGCGAUCCAUCCAUCUACCAUUCCCCCGAAGAAUUCAAACCCGAGCGCUUUUUACCCCCUGAUAAUGAACCUGCUGCUACCUCUUUUACCUUUGGCUUUGGUCGCAGGAUAUGUCCUGGUCGUGUUUUGGCUGAUGCAUCGCUAUUCCUUACUUUUGCACAGUCGCUUGCUGUGUUUAAUAUUGAUAAGCAAAUUGACAAGGAAGGAAAGGUUGUGGAGCCAAAGCAUGAGUUUAUAAGUGGUAUUGUUGCGUAUCCGGGUGAAUUUGGGGUUAGAGUCACUCCGAGGAGUCAGAGGCAUGAGGAGUUGAUUGAAGAGGUUGCGAGGAGGUAUCCUUGGCAGGAGAGUGAUGCUAAAUUGCUCACAAAAGCUUGA